Molecule: messenger RNA, 482 nt
Organism: Daldinia caldariorum
Lineage: Eukaryota; Fungi; Ascomycota; Sordariomycetes; Xylariales; Hypoxylaceae
Exons: 2
Coding region: 147-389 (80 amino acids)
Source: RefSeq, a predicted model, not a curated record
UGCUUCGCUGUCCCCGCUAGUACCCGGCUGAGCAAAAAGCCAAAGGGGGCUCACGUUAUACCGCUGCUAUUGGUGAGGCUUAUGUCCUACCCCGCCACUUUCGUAGCAAGGACCCGGUUGUUCUAUCGUUUUCUUACCACGCGGAAAUGCAUAUAUUGGCAGCUGGGGUAGCAUCAACGCGCCUUUGUGUCAGCCGAAGCUUGCUACUUUUAGUAGGGGAUCGACGAGGCAGACCAUUCUUUUUGAACUCGCCUUCGAAAAAGCCGAGCUGCAAUGUUUAUUGUUUUAUACACAUAUAUCUGCGAAUGAUUUGGAAUACCUUAGGUGGUUCUUACAGCACAAUGUUCAAGAAAGGCGGCGGUUUUGAGAACUAUCUAAGCAUUCAAUAGCCCAGAGUCCAGACAGCCUGCUUCUCUAGCGCGUUAUGCGGAGUAUAGGUAGGUAGAGGUAGGUAAUAAAUAAGCCGACUUGAAUGAUCGACU